Amoebophrya sp. A25 is the source of this 3170-nucleotide messenger RNA. Lineage: Eukaryota; Dinophyceae; Syndiniales; Amoebophryaceae. The record is from the annotation of a GenBank genome assembly.
CGGGGUAGGAUUUAGCCUCGCGGGGGGCUCCCCUCCCUGGUGCAUAUUUAUAUAAUAAGCUUUUCACUUGUUAUUUUAUCGGAAGCAGAGCAGCGUCUAGGCCUACGGUCAGAUUAGUCGAACACUGAAGAAACCACUCGACGAGCAAAAGCGUCAAACUUGUGUUCUUUUGCGAUUGGGAGCAAAUCGUCCAGUAUGCAUUUGUUUCCAACGGAUCACGACCUCACAGCCUGAAACUGAUUGGUAAGAGAUUAAGCAGCUUGAGAAAUCGGUGAUGUAAGUAGAAAGAAUGAAGGAGUGGCUGGCUCUUGAAUUUUUUGCAUUUACAUUCAGCUCCAAGGGCUUUCGCACUUGGAAACUGACAAUGUAAUGAUCUCGCGAUCAGUGACAGGCUCUUUUCCUAUUUGCGGAAAAGCUCCUCAAGAGCAUCGCAUAGACAUUGUGCUAUGAGAUGUUUGAGUCGCUUGCACUUAUUCGACUAUACCUGUAUGAUAAAUCCUUAUCUUCUGAAAAAAGGAGCCCUCAGCAUCGCUCUCAUCUUAGCAGAGCAGAAAGCAGUGCAGCUCGGGAGAGCAGAAGAGGCACAGUUGCACAGAAAAAAGAGUCCUUGGCAGGGCCUCAAAAAGAAUGGCAAGCAAAUUGAGCUGAAGAAGUUGUGAACUCUCACACAAAGUGCGCGCAUCGGAAAGCACGCAAGGUCCUGCACAUACCCUCUUGAAAUUCAUCUCGAUACUCAAGUAGCAACUGGAUUUUGGUGCCUGACCAGCAACACUAAGAAAUCACCAAUAGAAAACUUUGAUAGUCGCCGCUACCUAAAAAGGCCUUCUCGUCGCAAGGCCAAGAAAUUAUAAUAUCUUGCUCCCUCACAGGAUGACCAGUAAGCCUGCGGUUGAUGACCUUGGCCUUGGCGUAUCCCCUGUAGGAGCCAAGAUGAGUGCAUCACCAACGAGACGCAGCUUGAGCGCGAUCCAAAGAUCAAGCAUCCCGGAGGCGCUCACGCCUUGGUCACGGACGCAGUUAACGAACGGGAGCAAGCUUGUGGAGGUCUGUGUACACUGUGGCACAGGCUUCUCCAAAUCUAGCUUCUCAAAGGUAAAGUGAUACCUUCACCUUUUUGCUGAUGAUUUCGCUUACUGAAGAUAGUACGAAUAUAAACAACAUUGUAGCACUAAUGUGAAAAGCGCUCAUAUCAUAGCUGAAGUGAUAGUUUCUGUUGGGAUACUGUUCACUUCACCUCCCUCUCACAGUGGAUAAAGCCCGAUCAAGUGCGACUUGCUAUGCAGAGGAUGAGUGAAGCCCUGCACUCGUGUGACACCCUUUCAGGAGACAGCUCGGUCGUGACAGAGAAGGCAGGCCUACCUGAAGAAUAGAGAAAGUAUCGAGAAGUCUUUGUUUGGAGAGCGGCCCCUCAGGUGUUUUUUCUCUACCUCUCCUCUUACCUAAUAAGUAUCAAUGAACUUAAUAGCCCAAACAAACAAAACUUUCGACAUGCCUCAAAUACAACUCUCCACACAAUCUAUAGCCAUGUUAAUCCUAUCAUUACAAAGAUCAUCCUCCACUAAACUAAACAACCUCUCUCCUCCCUUACUACUGAAAGAUGUCCCCCCAGUAUGCUGACCAAACCACGGCCAGUGCGGCCGGCCAAACAUUCGAAGAUUAUCAAAUCGAGAAUCCAUCGCACACACCCUCACCGCCGGCUUCCGCGGUGCAGAGCCCUAGGCCCUCUCUAUGCGAGGUCAAAGCAACGGUCACGCUAAAAGUCGUGCUUCACGAUGGCACACAGUGUAAGCUGACGAAACUGGAUGUGAAUGAAGACGAUGCUAAGAGUCUCUUGAGAAGUCUUGGCGCUGUCUUCUAACCAGCGUCCCAGCCUUCACUUGCAACCACAUGCACUAUACCUAAACAUGAGGCGUCGUACGGAACUCAUCUGCACAGCCAUUAAUCCAAACAAUUAUCGCAAGAUUAUGACCUUUACAAAGAAAACUGUCUUCAAAUAAUAAGAGCUGUUGCGUUACUUCUCCUUGAACCAAUACGACGUUUGCCUGCCCAGAGAUGUGUUCGCUGGUCGAGAAUUUUCGUGUUUUAAAAGGAGUCUUCUUCAACGCAAGAAGCUUACAAGCAGACUGAGCAUGGUGAUACACAAACUCAAAGACGCAGUAAACAGUGUUGGUCUCAUCUCUGGAAGCAUGAAAGCUGAGUCAUCUAAAAGCCACAGCCUCUAAAUCUAAAGUGCUCUAGUAACCAGUAGAGGUGUGCCUGCUCCCAUUACGAACUGAGUAACAUACCUAGUUCCAGUCAAAGUGGCGCCCUUUGGUGGUAUGCCGCAGCUCCUGGCAGAUCAGUGGUGGAAAAUCAAGAAGGUUUGCCUGCAGCUCCUUGUGGAAUUUCUGAGCAUGCAGUGUCUGUUCCUGGCGGUGAAGACAGACCUGACAGCAGCAACCCAGAUGGCACUCUGCUUGGUGCUCAUCGCGCAAGUCCAGCAGGCCUCCUACUGGUGCCACAGAGCAGCAAGAAGUCUGGAAUCUGCAGCAGAAACCAAAGAAGCAGCCAUGCUUCUUAAACACGACUCUGACCCUAAGACUCAGAAAGGUAAUAGUAAGGUCCAAUGCCUUGGCCUUUGUUAAGUAACAUGAGAUGGCUUGACCUCUCUACAAUAUACAAAACAUCUAAGGCGCAUCAUCCUCCUGCUAUAUAAAACGAUUUCCUGUCUGAGCUAAUCUGUAGGAGGAUGUUGCAAAUAUUGAACUGCCUCUCACUCAACUAUUACAGUGCUCCUCUCAUAAUACUUCUACAGCUGUUUACCUUGCCCAGAGAUGCCGUUUCUUGGGAGACAAGUGAAGAAAUAUCUGAAGCUGUUAAUCAGAAGGGAUGCUGCGACUCUGGUUCUUUGCUGGUGCUUUGCGUAGAAGUUGUGACUGUUGGCAACUGUCCGAAGAACCGUUAGCCUAACUGCAUCUUUCUUACACACUACCUUGAGCACUUAUGUGCUGUGAACUCUCAAUGCCAACGGCAUAAGACGACGCAUGAAACAACGACUCCAUUCUGGUAAAGACUCAUCUUUCACAGUAAUAAGACCAAUGUCAAGCCUUUACGUGAGGGCACUGAAGAGAGUUGAACGGUAGAUAAACAUAAUCCCUCAGUCAGUACCUGUAAACAGGCUAAUAAAGCGC